AUCUCUGUAUUAUAUUAUUAUCUGAUCAGUAGUCCCUCUCGCUCGUCAGUCCAAUCCAAUCCAAUCACUCAGCAGCGAGAGGGAGGCAGGCAGGCCAGAACAGUCCUAUUCUUCAAAAAUAAUACAACCUCCUCCUCCUCCUCCCUGGCUGCUUGCUAUCAUUCUAUCAACAAUAACAACAUCAUCAAAUCAUUUAUUAAUUUCAUUGUUGGAGGCCAUUCACCCAAAGGAUCGACGAACUAGCUGCUGCUAACAACAAGAUCCCAAUUAUUCAGACAUCAUCAUCAUCCGCCACUCUCUAGAUCCCAAUUUCAUCCCUUUCUUUCUUUCUUCCCUUCAUUCCUUGUUCACUUUCUUCCAGUCACAUAAUCAAUCCUAGUUCUGUUUUCGUCCAGUCCAUUUUGGCAUUUAGGUCCAGGAGGAGAAGAAAAGAUUAAUGGUGCUCAAUACAGCUGCUUUAUAACAAGAAAAAAAGAAAGAUUUUUUUUUUUUUUUUUUUUUUUUGAUCAGCUCAAGUAUGGGAGGAAGAAUAUUAUGCUGGGAAUUGGGAUUUCUGGUUUUAGGAUUCUUUGGAGUCUGUUCUGCAACCCUUUCUCCUACUGGAAUAAACUACGAAGUUGUAGCUUUAAUGGCCAUUAAAAAUGAUCUGAAUGACCCUUACAACGUUCUGGAGAAUUGGGAUAUCAACUCGGUAGAUCCCUGUAGUUGGAGGAUGGUUACAUGCUCACCCGACGGUUAUGUUUCCGCCCUUAGUGGCCUCCCAAGUCAAAGCUUAUCAGGGAUUCUCUCCCCUGGAAUUGGAAACCUCACUAACUUGCAAUCUGUGUUGCUGCAAAACAAUGCCAUUACAGGUCUGAUUCCAGAUGUGAUUGGGAAAUUGGACAAGCUUCAGACACUUGAUCUUUCUGCCAAUAACUUCAAUGGUCAGAUACCCACUUCUGUCGGUGAUCUCAGGAACUUGAAUUACUUGCGACUCAAUAACAAUAGUCUUAUUGGACCUAUUCCUGAAUCUUUGUCCAAUGUUGAAGGUCUUGCUCUCGUGGACCUUUCUUUUAACAAUCUGAGUGGAUCAUUGCCUAAAAUCUCUGCAAGAACAUUCAAUAUAAUUGGCAACCCAUUAAUUUGUGGGCAGAAUUCAGGCAACAAUUGUUCUGUUAUCUAUCCAGAGCCAUUGUCAUUUCCAGCAUCUGAAUCGGAAUCGGGUAGGAAAAAUCAUCGUGUGGCUGUAGCUUUGGGGGCGGGGCUGGGUUGUGCAGUUGUGGGUGUAGUUUGUAUUGGGUUACUUGUUUUGUGGAGAUACACACACAAUCAACAGGUUUUCUUCGAUGUUAACGAUCAAUAUGAUCCAGAAGUAUGCUUAGGGCAUUUGAAAAGAUAUAGUUUCAAGGAACUACGAAAUGCGACGGAUCAUUUCAACGUGAAGAAUAUUCUAGGGAAAGGUGGUUUUGGAGUGGUUUAUAAGGGAUGCUUGAACAACGGUAGCCUUGUUGCGGUAAAGAGGUUGAAGGACUAUAACGCCGUUGGCGGGGAGAUUCAGUUCCAGACGGAAGUCGAAUUGAUAAGUUUGGCAGUUCAUCGCAAUCUCCUCAGGCUUCUCGGCUUCUGCACCACUGAAAACGAAAGGCUUCUCGUUUAUCCAUACAUGCCAAAUGGGAGUGUAGCAUCCCGGCUAAGAGGAGGAGAUCAUAUUCGUGAUGGUGUUGCUGUCUUGGACUGGUCUAGACGAAAGAAGAUAGCGUUAGGUACUGCACGGGGAUUAGUAUACUUGCACGAGCAGUGCGACCCCAAGAUCAUUCAUCGCGACGUUAAAGCCGCCAAUAUUUUGUUGGACCAAGAUUUUGAGGCGGUUGUAGGAGAUUUUGGGUUAGCCAAACUCCUCGACCAUAGGGAUUCUCACGUCACCACCGCCGUUCGAGGCACCGUUGGCCAUAUUGCUCCCGAGUAUCUCUCCACCGGCCAGUCAUCAGAAAAGACCGACGUUUUUGGCUUUGGAAUCUUGCUUCUUGAGCUUAUCACCGGGCAGAAGGCUUUGGACUUUGGCCGGGCUGCAAACCAGAAAGGGGUCAUGCUUGAUUGGGUUAAGAAGGUUCGUGAAGAAGGAAAGUUGCAUGUAAUGGUGGAUAAAGAUUUUAAGGGAAAAUUGGACUGGAUAGAAGUAGAGGAAAUGGUCCAGGUGGCGCUGUUGUGUACUGAAUUCAACCCGGUUCAUCGUCCGAAGAUGUCGGAGGUGCUUAGGAUGUUAGAAGGGGAUGAUGGGUUGGCUGAGAAAUGGGCGGCGGAGGCGGCUGCUGCUUCUCAUCAAAAGGUGGUGGUGGAGACACCAAAAUGCCUUCUCCUCCUUCCAACUGGAACUGCUGCUGCUGCUGCUACUCAAAGAUACUCCGACUUCAUUGAAGAAUCAUCUCUCGUCAUGGAACCCAUGGAGCUCUCCGGCCCAAGAUGAUGAUGACGACGAUGAUCGAUCAUCCAUCACCUACAUUGCACUUUUAACCACUAAACAUUUCUUUCAUCUCUAAGAAUACAACAGAUUAUUAUCAUUAUUAUUAUUAUUUGUACAGGAUUUUUACUUCAA
This is a messenger RNA of Impatiens glandulifera, 2572 nucleotides long. Its product is annotated as protein NSP-INTERACTING KINASE 3-like. Gene Ontology annotation, molecular function: ATP binding; protein kinase activity; protein binding. The coding region runs from base 518 to 2443 and encodes 641 amino acids. The transcript has 11 exons. Lineage: Eukaryota; Viridiplantae; Streptophyta; Magnoliopsida; Ericales; Balsaminaceae. Gene Ontology annotation, biological process: protein phosphorylation. The record is from RefSeq and is a predicted model, not a curated record.